Messenger RNA from Geodia barretti, 1230 nucleotides. NCBI's taxonomy places the organism in Eukaryota, Metazoa, Porifera, Demospongiae, Tetractinellida, Geodiidae. The record is from the annotation of a GenBank genome assembly.
AUGUUCGAAAUGGUGGAACCGAUUGAUUCAGGAGCGCGGAUCAAGGCUAUCGGUAUCGGCGGCGGUGGCGGCAACGCGAUCAACACCAUGGUCGAGGUGGGACUCAAGGGUGUGGAUUUCAUCGUGGCCAACACCGACAGCCAGGCGCUGGACGCGAGCAAAGCCGACAUCAAGGUCCAGAUCGGGGACUCCCUGACCAAGGGACUCGGGGCCGGCGCCAAUCCGGAAGUGGGCCGCCGCGCGGCGAUGGAGGACAAGGAGCGCAUCCGUGAAUACCUCACGGGCGCGGACAUGAUCUUCAUCACCGCGGGGAUGGGCGGAGGCACGGGUACCGGGGGCGCGCCGGUCAUUGCCAGCGUGGCGCGGGAAGUGGGGGCGCUCACGGUGGGCGUGGUGACCAAGCCCUUCAUCUUCGAAGGGAAGCGCCGCAUGCAACAGGCGGAAGAAGGGAUCCGGGAGCUCAAGGACAAGGUCGAUACCCUCGUGGUCAUCCCGAACCAACGGCUUCUCAGCAUCGCCGGCAAGUCCACGACGUUGCUGGAGACCUUCAAGGUGGCCGACAGUGUGGUGACGCAAGCGGUCCGGGGAAUCGCGGACCUGAUCGUCACACCCGGGCUCAUCAACCUCGACUUCGCGGACAUUCGCACGGUCAUGAAGGAGAUGGGAUUCGCGCUCAUGGGGGCGGCCUCCGCUACGGGCGAGAACCGGGCGAUCGAGGCAGCCCAGCAGGCCAUCUCCAGCCCGCUGCUGGAGGAUGUAUCCAUCAACGGCGCCCGCGGCGUCCUGAUCAACGUCACCGGCGGUCCGGACAUGAGCCUGUUCGAGGUCAACGAGGCGGCGACCCUGAUUCAGGCUGAAGCCCACGACGAUGCGACCAUCAUUUUCGGCGCGGUGAUCGACGAGAGUCUCGAAGACGAGCUUCGGAUCACGGUCAUUGCCACGGGGUUCGGCGACAGCGGAGUCCGGAUGCCGGAACCGACUCCGACGGAACAGCGGCAAGCGCCAACGCAGAAGCAGGGGUCGCUGGGGCUGGGUCUCAGGGACACCAAGGGCAGGAAGGUCGUUCACCUCGGUACGCUGGAGGAUGACGGGUUCGGCGAGCCUAACUGGCAGCGCGGGGAUUCAGGGAAGGAUUCAGGCACAUCGAAAGUCACCUACGACCUCAAGGAGGAGGAGGUGACCGAGGACGACUUCGAUAUUCCGACGUUCUUGCGCAAGCGGAUGGACUAG